AUGAGGCACUAUGAGAGCCCUCCUGGCAAGAAUCGCCGUACUGUGAAGACCAUACCAUCGGCCGUGCCCACGCGGCGGCAACCUCAAGUCGCAUCAGAUCCCAAGUUGAUCAAGAUCUCGCAAUUGACAGAAACACAUCUGCCGGUAUUUGCUACCAAGACUGAUGUUCAGCAAUUCUUUGAGGAAAGCGGCUUUACCGUGUAUGACACCUAUUUCCCACUUCUCGGAAGAACCUAG
Parastagonospora nodorum SN15 is the source of this 237-nucleotide messenger RNA. RefSeq lists its product as hypothetical. Bases 1 to 237 code for a protein of 78 amino acids. Lineage: Eukaryota; Fungi; Ascomycota; Dothideomycetes; Pleosporales; Phaeosphaeriaceae. The transcript has 2 exons. The record is from RefSeq and is a predicted model, not a curated record.